Messenger RNA from Striga asiatica, 1769 nucleotides. NCBI's taxonomy places the organism in Eukaryota, Viridiplantae, Streptophyta, Magnoliopsida, Lamiales, Orobanchaceae. The record is from the annotation of a GenBank genome assembly.
AUGUAUAGAUCCACCAUUUCACAAUACAGGCUUAUACUACAUGGUAGAACCGAACACAUAAGCUACAAGGGUGACUUUCCAAUUUUUCGUUUCGACUUUCGAAGGUUCAUCACAUUGAUUGAUGCCGAGAAAAUCGACGAAUCAAUGCUAUUUGAUGUCAUUGGAAUGGUUGUCGAGAUACAUCCAGUUCAAAAUGAAGAAUGUCAAAGGAGUAAAAAGGGAAACGUUCUGCCCUGCACUCUAUGGGGGACAUAUGUUGACCAAUUCCUCAACUUUGAGAGUCAGCUUGACCACAAUGGCAAUCAUUGGACUUUGAUAAUUCAAUUAGGGCGUUCAAGAUCAUGGGAUGAAAAAGUGCAAGUUACCUCAUCAAAGGAUAUAACAAGGCUAAUUGCUGGAGAAAAUAUUCCAGACAUUGUGGAAUUUUGCAAUAGGGCUGCUGUCGGCCUACUUUCAAGGGCCCACUUAAUUUCAAAGAGUGCUAUAAUUGUAAAAUCUGAACUUCAAGAAUUAGCCGAUGGUGAUGUUGUUGUGAGUGUUGUUGACUCACUCUAUGAUACUGCUGAGGAAACCGAUGUUUGGGCUCACAGCUGCAAGCCUGAACUGCAAAUUGCUCUUGUCUGGGGUCCCACAGCUUUAGAAUACGAAACAAAAACCCACAUAUUCCUCUCAGUCCCCAAUCUCAUUAUCAAAGGAAUUUGUUAUACUCUCCUCCAGAAAAAAUCCAUCACGCCGAACACAAACGCAAUCCUCUAUCCAUUUUCAUCGAAGUUCGAAAUGACCUCGUCUAAAAACAUGGAUUCCGGCAAGUUCUCCGGCGGAAGGUCCAGCUUCACGCAGACCUGUACCCUUCUGAGCCAGUACUUGAAGGAGAAGGGCAGCUUUGGGGACCUCACCCUCGGCCUCACCCCUAAAUUUUCCGAAUCCAAAGAACCAGCGACUAUGAAUUUUUUGCCCAUGAUUGAGAAUUCGGGUCGGGUAUCGGGUUCCGGCGACAUCAGCGUGGAUAAUUUGCCUCACUUCGUCGGAGAAGAAGCGCUGAACAAAUCCGACGGCGGCCAGAGGCCCGAGAAGCAAACCGGUCAGAUGACCAUAUUCUACGCGGGUCAGGUCUUGGUGUUCGACGAUCUACCGGCCGACAAGGCCAAGGAGAUCAUGACGCUUGCCGGCAAGUCCGCCUUUGCUCCGCCGCAUACUGCCCACAGCGCGGUGGAUUCCGCCGCCGGCGCCGCUACUGCUGUCCCUCCCUUUGGGAAAGGGAAACCGGAGCGUGCCCUCCACGUUCCCCACCCUGCGCUUGCUUCAGAUUUACCGAUCGCGAGGAAACAUUCGUUAGCCCGGUUUUUGGAGAAAAGAAAAGAUAGGAUCACAGCAAACGCGCCGUACCAAGUGACCAAACCGGCGGCGCAGCCUAACCCGGUGAAGACCGAGCCGUGGCUCGGCUUGGCGUCUCAGCUACCGCUCCAAGCACAGCGCUAUUAGAUCUCAUAAUCGUGUGCUUUUAUUCUGGCUUUUGUACUCAAAUCUAACCGUGUAAUCAUUUAGAGAGAUUUAUAGUGGAGAUCAACCUGUUGAUUUCUCUUUUUUUUUUUUUGUUAAUUCGUUUUGAGUUUAAUUUGAGAUUUGGAUUUUGGAUUGGAGUAUAUAAUUCAGUUAUACGCAACUUUAAUGUGUGUAAUGAUUUUUGACAGAUAAUGUCUAUCCUUUUGUUGUGGUUUUCGAUUCACAUAUGUCGUAUUGUCUUUCUUUUUUUUCAUUUUUAUGCGAAU